This is a messenger RNA of Ectocarpus siliculosus, 534 nucleotides long. NCBI's taxonomy places the organism in Eukaryota, Phaeophyceae, Ectocarpales, Ectocarpaceae. The record is from the annotation of a GenBank genome assembly.
AUGAACGUGAGCGUUCGCUGCGAAUUUAGAAUUUUGCUUGCUUGUGCCUCGGAGGGACACAACCCCACUAUAUACCAACGACUGGUGGGCGUACGGGAGUACUAUACGUCGUGGAUGUUGGGUGGCAGUGUAGCCACAUGUGCUAGAGCAGUGUGGUUCUGUCCCAAGGAUUACCCACCGUGAAUUUCGCCUCACACCUCAAACACUUGGAUUUUUUUCAUGUUUUUGGUAAAAGCGGCAUUUUUGCACGAUUGGCGCAGCACAAAAUACCCCCCUUUAGGCCUCUAGACUAUAUAGUCGUGUGUCGGACCCCGCCAAUAGACCAUGACUGUACUCAAAAGAAUCAUUUCUAUAGGUCAGUCUCCGCUUUGUUUAUCCAAAACAAGGCAAACCCACCGAUUCCGAUGAGGACGUGAAAGUCGGCAGAGCAGUGAUGGUUUUUCAGUGACUUUGAGCCUCUUUUGGCCCAUGUCCUGUUUUCGAUGACCUGCGGUCUUUUUCUCGAAAGAGACCGACUCUGCCGACGAUCCUGAG